CGUAGAAGAAGAAAUUCCGGAAGUGGGGCUUCCAAACAGAUUGCCUUUUGGAAGAGUAAAACAAAGCAGAUCGAUUUCUGGUCAUUAAAGCGAGAUCGAUCUUGGAAUAACCAUUACUCAUUAAAACAAUGGGCACCAGAGACGACGAGUAUGAUUAUUUGUUCAAAGUGGUCCUCAUUGGUGACUCAGGUGUGGGAAAAAGUAACCUGCUAUCGCGUUUCACUCGCAAUGAGUUCAACUUGGAGAGUAAGAGCACCAUUGGAGUUGAAUUUGCCACACGCAGCAUUCAGGUGGAUGGCAAAACGGUGAAGGCCCAGAUCUGGGAUACAGCCGGCCAGGAGCGCUACCGUGCGAUCACUUCAGCGUACUAUCGUGGCGCAGUGGGUGCUCUCCUGGUUUAUGACAUAGCCAAGCAUCUAACUUACGAGAACGUGGAGCGCUGGCUGAAAGAGCUGAGAGAUCACGCUGACAGCAACAUCGUCAUCAUGCUGGUUGGCAACAAGAGCGACCUGCGUCACCUCCGAGCUGUGCCCACUGACGAGGCCCGGGCUUUUGCUGAGAAAAACGGUUUAUCUUUUCUGGAGACAUCGGCUCUGGAUUCCACCAAUGUUGAGACCGCCUUUCAGACCAUUCUUACAGAAAUCUACCGCAUCGUGUCCCAGAAGCAGAUGUCGGAGCGCCAGGAGAGCGACAUGUCUCCCAGCAACAACGUGGUCAACAUCCAAGUGCAGCCCACCGAGAACAAACCAAAGAUGCAGUGCUGCCAGAACAUCUAGCUUGACCCCGCCCCGCCCCGCCGACCCCCCCCUCCCACCUUUCAGUUGUCCUCUACAGUCCCUUCAGGGCUCCAGGGCUGUGACCUGAACUCCGCCUCUACUUUUAACAGUUCCCAGCCCCUCCGUGUCCCCCGGGUAAAUAUGUCCCAGUAUAAAACGUCUCCAGAAGGCAGCAGGCAUUUCAUAUCACUUUAGAUUUCAUUCCAGUUGAUGCGCUGACAUGUCACAAAAAUGUCUUAAUAUAUGAAUGUGAUUUUCUUUUCCUAUUUUGUGCCCCUCUUGAUUCUUCCACAUUUUCUGUUUAUGAUAUUUCUCUGUAUCGUAUCAGAUAUCUACUACUAGGUAUUACUAUGACUAUAAAGCACAUGGUAGUGUAUUCCUGUAGAUGAGCUCCUGCCCUCCUGAGUGCAAUGUACUGUUUUAGGACACCACGCGCGGGAGUGUCAUGACCUUUGAUCGCAUUGCUGUGAACACGACACGAGUGAAAUGUAGAGCCAAUCGCGUGCCGCCGCCUCAUGUCCUUACCAUCGCGUUUACAGGAGGCGUUUGCGUGGUUUCCAAAGAUGGCCACCGGCUGCGCUGCACGUUUUAUGCGGUAAAGGGGUCCAUCCGGGCUAGGUGGAACCGUGAAAGCUGAUCCUGUUCACAUUUGUUGUCCUUCAGGCUUGAGGAACAGUGCUUACAUCCGUCAACAACUUACAUUUGACAACAACUAUGCAGGAACUGGCUGAUUUUUUUUAUUCUUUAUUUGUAAGUGCACUCGUUUAAGGAAUUGAAAACACAAUGUGAUGCUCUUACCGUGUAAUGGUUGUAAUGUCUCGGAGCAUCUGCUUUGCAUGGAACCACAAAGCUUCUAGAAGGAACACAGUAAGCAUACAUGGAAAGGCUUCCGCUCGGCUUGGUUGAUUUUUAUAAUUGUUUUAGUUUUCUUGCAUGUUUUAUUGGUCUUGCUCUCUGAUUGGAUGUGGCGACAGAAAAUGUGUGCGUUUUCAAUCAAGAUUUAAAAAAAAAAAGGUUAGGGUUGGUUGAGAGUAGUAGAAUCCUCCCACAUGAUCUGCUCUUAUUUCUGCUCCCAGUGCCUCCUCCAUCGUUCACCUGCUAAACGCUCACCUUUUUGCCCCCCGUCACAUAAAGCCUACUUUACACCAAGCUGCCUCUGACUUCAACACAAUGCAUGGCUUUUUGGCACGACCGUGACUCCACUUUACCGCCUUACGUUGCUAACAUUGCUGUCCAUCAAAGUUGCCGAGGGCUUGGCUUGGCCCGCCAGACGAGUUUAAUCGCGAGUCUAUUGCUUCGGAGUGUUCAUUCAGCUUCUAGUGUUAACGGUGUUAGCAGACACAUGCACACAUGCCUGAAACUGUGUGUGUCUGUGUGUGUGUAGUGACAAAGCAUAGCUUGGUUGUUCUGGAGCGUGUGUGAGCCUGGCUGGCAGCGCCAAUGGCGUUUCCUCAAACAGACGGCGCCGCCAACCAAGCUUCUCCAGACGAAACGAUUCCUUCCUUCAAAAGAUGACUCCGGAUCAUAUUCCUUUUUUUUUUCCUCUCUUUUAUAUUUUUUUGUGUGUGUGUUAUUUUCUUGUUUUACAAUUUUAAAAACUGACUGUAAUUCCAGUGUAAGAGUGAAAUGAUGUCAUUUCAACGAUUUUGAAGGGUUCAAUGUGAGAGGGGGACUCAAUGAAUGGUUUUGUUUUGUACAGAUUGAUAAAUUGUACAAUUGUGUCUAUAUCUUAAGUUAUCUGUUCAUCUUAAUAAAGCGCACCGGUCAUGAACCUUU
Messenger RNA from Dunckerocampus dactyliophorus (ringed pipefish), 2552 nucleotides. RefSeq names its product RAB11a, member RAS oncogene family (gene rab11a). Lineage: Eukaryota; Metazoa; Chordata; Actinopteri; Syngnathiformes; Syngnathidae. The transcript has 5 exons. The record is from RefSeq and is a predicted model, not a curated record. Gene Ontology annotation, molecular function: GTP binding; GTPase activity. Gene Ontology annotation, biological process: exocytosis; melanosome transport; neurotransmitter receptor transport, endosome to postsynaptic membrane. Bases 129 to 776 code for a protein of 215 amino acids. Gene Ontology annotation, cellular component: axon; postsynaptic recycling endosome; transport vesicle.